AUGCGGGUCCUUCGUUUCGCCUGUCUUUCAACUAGGUUCCUUUCUAGUGAUGUGACAUCACGUAAAUGUUCACGAAAUAAUAUAAAUCUCGGCAAACUCAUCGAUACGUUGCUUACGGAGUAUGAUGAGCAUUUGUUGCCAGAAUCCGAAGGAGUGAACGUCACUAUCGAAUUGCACGUACAGGGUGUGUCUGGCAUAUCGGAAAUCACUGGCGAUUUUUCCUUGGACGUGAUGUAUAGUGAGAUAUGGCAAGAUCCACGACUCGCCUUCAAGCAUCUUAAUGUCUGCGCUACGAAUAUAACAUUAAAAUCCGAUUUUCGUAAACGAAUAUGGACUCCCGACACGUGCAUCAUUAACAGCAAGUCGAGUUCGAUUCAUAGCUCACCUUCAGAGAACACAUUUGUGAUUCUCUACGAGAAUGGACUUGUAUGGAGUAAUUUCAGGUUAAAUGUGAAGACACCAUGUUCCGUUAACCUUAAGAUGUUCCCAUUUGAUUCUUUAUCAUGUGAAAUUGUACUGGAGAGCUAUUCGUUCAAUACGGAUGAAGUCAGACUUCAGUGGCAUGAUGUGCCAAUCACAAUGAUGGAGAAGGUCGAGUUACCAGAUUUCGACCUAAUCGGAUGGUCAACCGAUCAUCAGCGUCUGGAGUACCCGAAUGGUAUAUGGGAUCGAGCAAAGGUAAAAUUCACCUUCGCAAGGCGAUAUGGCUUCUAUCUCUUCCAGUCAUAUUUUCCCACCUCGUUGACUGUUAUUAGUUCAUGGGUCGGUUUCUUCUUUGACGUUAGAUCCGUUUCGGCCAGAAUAACGCUUGGUGUCUCAUCUCUACUCGCUCUUACUUUCCAGUUCGGCAAUGUUUUGCGCCACCUGCCUCGUGUUAGCUAUAUAAAAUGCCUUGAUGUGUGGAUGUUAUUCUCUGUUAUUUUCAUUUUCUGUACACUCGUUGAACUAGCUAUUGUUUGUCAAUUAAACAGGUGGGAACGUGAGCGGCAGAUUGGCUCGAAAGUGCUUGGUCAUUGGCUCAAUCAAAUACGGUUGGUCACUUUUUAUUUUCUUUUCCACUUACGAAAUCUAGUACGUAUAAAACUUAAAAGAACAAGUUCUCCAUCAAGCGAAUUGAUGGGUAACAACGCCGUAAUCUCCCAGACUGUGAACUCGGUGACAUCCGAUGAAAAUAGUUAUUCAUUCGAUGACGAAAAAAGGCACGCUCGUUGGCGCAGACUCGUGCAACGUUUUGUGUACUCAUUUUGUCCUCCCGAUCGAGAGUGGAACCUCACUUCAAUACAGGUAGAUCGUUGCUCAAUGAUAAUGUUCCCGUUGGCGUUUCUCUUUUUCAACAUUGUAUAUUGGUCAAUAUAUUUCGCCAAAAUGGAUCGUCCGAUGUGA
This is a messenger RNA of Angiostrongylus costaricensis, 1383 nucleotides long. NCBI's taxonomy places the organism in Eukaryota, Metazoa, Nematoda, Chromadorea, Rhabditida, Metastrongylidae. The record is from the annotation of a GenBank genome assembly.